Messenger RNA from Calliphora vicina (urban bluebottle blowfly), 1309 nucleotides. RefSeq names its product GPN-loop GTPase 1. Gene Ontology annotation, molecular function: GTPase activity. The record is from RefSeq and is a predicted model, not a curated record. Lineage: Eukaryota; Metazoa; Arthropoda; Insecta; Diptera; Calliphoridae. The transcript has 4 exons. The coding region runs from base 110 to 1225 and encodes 371 amino acids.
AAGAAGAAGAACAAAUAAAUAAAAACACGCAGUUUUGUUUUGAAUUUCGCAAGCCUUAAAAUUUCUAUUAAAUUCUAUAAAUUAUUUAUAUAAAACAUAAACAAAUAGCAUGGCUGCUUCCUCCUCGGCAUCACCAUUAGCGGUAGAAAAUGGCCCCCAGUCUACACCCAUAUGUUUGAUUGUGUUGGGCAUGGCCGGCUCCGGCAAAACCACAUUUGUGCAAAAACUAACCCAGACCUCUUUCGAGCAAUACAAACCCUAUGUGAUAAAUUUGGAUCCGGCCUGCCGAGAAACUCCCUAUCAUUGUAAUAUAGACAUUCGAGAUACCGUCAACUACAAAGAAGUAAUGAAACAAUAUAAACUGGGACCUAAUGGAGGCAUAGUAACAUCGUUGAAUUUAUUUGCCACCAAAUUUGAAAAAGUAGUGGAAUUAAUACGGAGAGCUGGACAACAGGGUCACAAAUGGUGUAUUAUAGAUACACCAGGUCAAAUAGAGGUAUUUACCUGGUCUGCCUCGGGUACCAUAAUAACAGAGGCCUUGGCCACCAUGUUUCCCACAAUCGUAGUGUAUGUUAUGGAUGUGGUGCGGUCUAUUAGUCCCACCACCUUUAUGUCCAAUAUGUUGUAUGCCUGCUCUAUAUUAUACAAGGCUAGGCUGCCGUUUGUGGUGGUCAUGAAUAAGAUUGAUAUGCAAGAUCAUGAUUUUGCUGUGGAAUGGAUGACCGACUUUGAGGCUUUCCAGGAGUCUUUGGAAAAGGAACAAAACUAUAUUAGCAAUUUAACACGCACCAUGUCUUUAACUCUGGAUGAAUUUUAUAGUGAUUUAAAGACCUGUGGUAUUUCCUCUAAAACGGGGGUGGGCUUUGCUAGAUUCUUUACAUUGGUGGCAGAAUUAGAGUUGGAAUAUGAGAAGGAUUAUAAGGCCGAGUAUAAUAAAUUACGUGUGGAAAAAUUAGCGGAACAGACCAAGAAAACUGAACAAAAACUGGAUAAGAUUGCUAAAAGUAAAGGCACGGGCAGUGAGGUUAUGCUGACAGGGUUUGUGGAAGAGGUCUCUUCUGGUCGUGAACUUUCUGAUGUUUAUCUAAAACAUCCUGGCAAUGAAAGUUCCGAAGACGAAGAAGGCCAAGAGGAAGAAGCACCCUUCAAUGAAGAUCAAGUGGAAGAACAAAAUUUCCAACAAUUUGUGCAACAACAUAUAGAUCAUUUGGCCUCCAAGAAAUAAUAAUAAACUCAUUAAUUAAGUGAUAUAAAAUAACGAUAAAAACUACACAAAAGCCAGUUGUUUAAAUAAAUGUUGUUUAUUUGA